Molecule: messenger RNA, 4866 nt
Organism: Archocentrus centrarchus (flier cichlid)
Lineage: Eukaryota; Metazoa; Chordata; Actinopteri; Cichliformes; Cichlidae
Gene: nphp3
Product: nephronophthisis 3
Exons: 27
Coding region: 53-4057 (1334 amino acids)
Biological process (GO): kidney development; determination of left/right symmetry; convergent extension
Cellular component (GO): ciliary inversin compartment; ciliary base
Molecular function (GO): protein binding
Source: RefSeq, a predicted model, not a curated record
CAAGGCAGCCAGGAAGAAGCUGCCAGCGGAGCGGACCCUUAUUUUGGCCAUCAUGGGCACCGCAUCCUCAAUGGUCAGCCCAGGCGAGGUGAUCGAGGACGGAUAUGGGGGUGAAGGCGGAGAAGCCUGUGAGAUACCCGUCGAGGUCAAGCCCAAAGCCCGACUCCUGCGCAGUUCCUUUCGCCGAGGACCUCGCGUGAUUGGGGCCAGUUUCAAAUCCACGGGCUCUGUGGAUCUAGAGUAUGCUGCAGAAUAUGAAAGACUCCGUAAAGAGUACGAAAUCUUCCGUGUCAGUAAGAACAACGAGAUCUCAUCCAUGCAAAAGAAGGAAGCCAAGCUGGAUGAGGAGAAUAAGAGGCUGAGAGCUGAGCUACAGGCUCUGCAGAAGACCUACCAGAAGAUUCUUAGAGAGAAAGAGAGUGCUCUUGAGGCAAAAUAUCAAGCUAUGGAGAGGGCUGCCACCUUUGAACAUGAUAGGGACAAAGUAAAACGCCAGUUUAAGAUUUUCCGGGAGACAAAGGAAAAGGAGAUACAGGAUCUCCUGCGAGCUAAAAGGGACUUGGAGGCCAAACUGCAGCAGUUACAGGCUCAGGGCAUUCAGGUUUAUGACCCAAAUGACUCUGAUUCAGAUGACAACCAAACCACUGUCACUGCUGCAGGAACACAGUGUGAGUAUUGGACUGGCGGUGUGCUGGGAAGUGAGCCCUCUAUGGGUAGCAUGAUGCACUUGCAACAGACAUUCAGAGGACCAGAGUUUGCACACAGUUUGAUAGAUGUGGAAGGGCCCUUUGCCAAUGUGAGCAGAGAUGACUGGGAUGCUGCUGUGGCGAGUCUGCUUCAAGUGUCACCCCACGUUCCCCAGGCCUUGUGGAGUAACACAGUGCGCUGCUACCUGAUCUUCACCCAGGAGACCAAAGCUGAGCUGGAUAUUUUUCUAAAGAAACACACAUCUGCACUGCGGCGAAUAUGUGAGAGUCUAGGCCAUUUCUACCUUAAUGUCUUCUUCCCAGAGGAGAAUGCAGCUUCAUACACUGUAGAGCGCAAGCAGGAGAUUGAAAGGAGUUCUGUGUGUGUGCUUCUUCUCAAAUCUACUGUCACUAGCUCUGUGGUGGAGGAUUGUGAAGAGGCUUUUGUUAAGAAUCCAGAUGGCCAUCCAUUGGUGCUCUACCUUAGGACUGAAGAAGAUCGCAAUUUGACCGGACCCAUCAGGCAACUGCUAGAACGGGUCAAUGCUGCAGACAAGGCUGCUAAAAUCAAGGUAGUAGAUCAUAGUGGCUCUGCAGAGGAGGGGGCCAGCCUGAUUUAUACUCAACUAGAGAAAGUCAUCAAGCAGGAGUUGCUUGGUCUUGAAGGAGCAGAUGCUGAGUGUAAGGACUCUGGGAUGGACGAGGGACGCGAGGAAGACUCGGGAGAUGUGCUGUGGGACCUACAUGAUGAGCAGGAACAGAUCGAGGCCUAUCAGCAGGCUUGUAGCAGCACCACCUCACAGUUAAGCUUCCAGAAGUAUAUAGAUCGUUUGAAUGACAUGAUAGCUGCUCCCCCUCCCACACCACCUCUCCUGGUAUCUGGUGGUCCAGGUUCAGGAAAAUCUCUCUUGCUCUCCAAAUGGAUCGAACUGCAGCAGAAACAAUCCCCCAACACCUUGUUUCUUUAUCAUUUUGUUGGCCGCCCACUUUCAACAAGCUCAGAGCCGGUUCUUAUUAUCAAACGCCUCACAGUUAAACUGCUGCAGCACUUCUGGUCCAUUUCUGGCUUGUCCAUGGAGCCCAGUAAGAUCUUGGAGGAGUUUCCCCGCUGGCUUGAAAGACUGUCAGCACGCCAUCAAGGAAAUAUUAUCAUCAUCAUCGACUCCAUUGACCAAAUACAGCAAGCAGAAAGACACAUGAAGUGGCUGAUUGACCCUCUCCCUGUCAAUGUCAGAGUUGUGGUGUCUGUCAAUGUAGAGACGUGUCCUCAGGCUUGGAGGCUGUGGCCCACACUCCACUUAGACCCACUGAGUCCCAGAGAGGUCAAGAGUAUUGUCAGUGCAGAGUGCCAGAGCAUGGAUCUCAAACUUACUAAGGAUCAGGAGAAGAAGCUGGAAAGGCACUGUCGCUCUGCAUCGACAUGCAAUGCGUUAUAUGUCACGCUGCUGGCAAGGAUGAUCACCAGUAGAUCCUUUGGGUCGCUGGAGAAGAGCCUGGAGCAGUGUCUGCAGUGUCAGGACACCAUGUCAGUCUGCCGCCUGGCACUCAAAAUGACAUUGAGCUCCCUCAGCACGGACAGAGAGCGCCACAUUAUGAGAGAGAUACUGGGCCUUGUAUGUGCCAGCCAUAAUGGAGUGAGUGAAUCAGAGGUACUAGAUCUUUUCCCAGAGGUAGAGUUGCCUGUCCUUUCCUCUCUGCUCUACCGCCUGAACAGACUCUGCAUUGUGACUCUUCGUUGUGGACUCAUCAGGUUUCAACAUCUACAGGCCUGGGAAGCUGUAAGGCUGGAGUUUCUGGGUGGAGGAAGCAGCUCCACUGCUUACAGAGAGAAACUAAUCCAUUACUUCAACCAGCAACUCAGGUGCUGCAGAGAUCCUCUCCAUAAACAUAUACAUCACAAAUCACACUGCUCUGUCAGAACAACUCGUGUCUUUGUGUGUGUGUGUGUGUGUGUUUUUAGCCAGGAUCGAGUGACGUGGCGUGUUGCAGAUGAGCUUCCCUGGCUGCUCCAGCAGCAGGAGGACAGAACUAAACUGCAGCUCAGCCUCUUAAACUUGUUUGUCUCGCAAAACCUCUACAAGAGGGGCCAUUUCUCUGAGCUCUUGGCCUACUGGCAGUAUGUCGGCAAAGACAAAAGCUCCAUGGCCACCGAGUAUUUCGACUCUCUGAAGCGCUAUGAGAAGAGCUGCGAGAGUGAAGACAGCAUGACCAGGCUCGCAAACCUGUAUGAGACUUUGGGACGUUUCCUCAAAGAUCUAGGUCUUCCUAGUCAGGCUGUAGCACCUUUACAAAGGUCUCUUGAAAUUAGAGAGACAGCCCUGGACCCGGACCAUCCCAGUGUAGCUCGCUCUCUACACCAGCUGGCUGGAGUUUAUGUCCAGUGGAAAAAGUAUGGCAAUGCUGAGCAGCUGUACAAGCAAGCUCUCGAGAUAAGUGAGAAUGCCUACGGUGCUGAGCAUGCCAGCGUGGCACGAGAACUGGAGUCACUCGCCGUGCUCUAUCAGAAGCAAAACAAGUAUGAACAAGCGGAGAAACUCAGGAAGAGAUCAGUGAAGAUCCGUCAGAAAACUGCUCGACAGAAAGGUCAUAUGUAUGGCUUCAGUUUAUUGAGGCGCAGAGCCCUACAGCUGGAAGAGCUGACCCUGGGAAAAGACUCUGCAGACUGUGCCAAAACACUAAACGAACUAGGCGUCCUGUACUACCUCCAGAACAACCUAGAUGCAGCCAAGGUGUUUUUAACCCGCUCUUUGGAGAUGCGUCAGCGUGUCCUUGGUCCAGAUCACCCAGACUGUGCUCAGUCACUCAACAACCUGGCUGCGCUGCACACUGAAAGGAGGGAGUAUGAAACAGCCGAGGACAUGUACGAAAGGGCGCUAGACAUCCGCAAGAAAGCCUUGUCUCCUGACCACCCCUCACUGGCAUACACACUCAAACACCUUGCCAUGCUCUAUAAACGCAGAGGGAAACUGGAGAAGGCUGUUCCACUUUAUGAGCUGUCUCUGGAAAUCAGAGAAAAAAGUUUUGGGCCCAAGCACCCCAGUGUAGCCACAGCACUGGUCAACCUGGCUGUAAUCUACUGCCAACUGAAGAAGCACAGUGAUGCUUUGCCCCUUUAUGAGCGAGCACUGAAAAUCUAUGAGGACAGUUUGGGCCACUCUCAUCCACGGGUUGGAGAGACCCUGAAAAACCUGGCGGUGCUAAGUUAUGAAGAGGGUGACUUCGAGAAGGCAGCAGAGCUUUACAAGCGUGCAAUGGAGAUCAAAGAGGCAGAGCCAUCGUUAGUGUGUGGUAAUGCCCCAUCUCGCCAUUCCUCCAGCGGAGACGCAUUCAGUGUGAGAGGACCUGCUCCCCUCCCACAUGCUCAGAGGUGACCCUGAUUAGGUGUAUUUUGCAGCUGAUCAAUAAUGGCUGUUUGUACAGCUCGAGAGUCUUCUUGGAAUCCUGCGAUCUUACCAGAAAGAGAACAAUCCUCAAUCAUCAAUCACAAUCAGUCAAAUCACAUGUGGAUGCAGGCUUUGGUCAAAAAUAUUGUUCCUGCCAGAAGGAUUGUGAAGUCUACAGUAUUAGUUUUUGAAAACUGCAUAUCUGCUGGUAUUUGUAUGUAAUCAUGUGUAAUGCAUUCUAGGUAUCAAAUAAAUCAGUCCUUUCACAGGCUUUAAACUCAGGUUUGCGCCACACUAAACUCACAUUUCAACUCAGCAUAGAUUUAUGGGUGUGAAGUAAUUCCAGCCAUAAAAUCAUGAUUAAUGAUCACAAACAUGUUGUGUGCUUUCUGCUGUAUAGUUUACAUUAUUCUUAUUUUAAUUUAAUGUUUUUUUAAGUAGACAUUCAAAUUGUUGCACGUGAGUCAUGCUAAAAAUCCAGCACAAAAACAUUACUGAGCACAUACAGAGGAAAUACAUUAGGUGGUCCACUGUCUGUCUCCUGAUAAUUAACAGGACUAUCACAUCCAAAGCACUUUUGUUUUAAAUAUACAUUGUUUACAUUAUGAAUUAUAUAUUUUUAAUGUUUAUGCUUAUCCAAUAGUGUGUUAUUAAAAAAAGGCAAAGAUGGAGCAUAAAGUAAAAACUCCAGAACAUGCCUGAAGAAGCAUUAUCUCUGUUCCUGAUUUAAUGCUGCAUUUAUGCAAAAUAAAGUGCACAUGUAUUUAUUCAUUUAUUCAAAGUAUUUUAAGCGCCUU